Molecule: messenger RNA, 1871 nt
Organism: Pocillopora damicornis (cauliflower coral)
Lineage: Eukaryota; Metazoa; Cnidaria; Anthozoa; Scleractinia; Pocilloporidae
Product: RING finger protein 37
Biological process (GO): protein polyubiquitination
Cellular component (GO): nucleus
Molecular function (GO): ubiquitin-ubiquitin ligase activity; ubiquitin protein ligase binding
Source: RefSeq, a predicted model, not a curated record
UUGGUGUCAUUUGUCCUCAAGUUUUCGAAGAUGCACGUGAAUUUUCUCCAUCCAUUUUUUAAGCCCAUAGCUGACUGUGAUGUAGUUAGCUCCGAUGGAUACACUGUCCAAAACCUCGUAAGCCCAGAUUUAAGAGAAAAUUCCCGAGGAUUUUUGGCUGCUCAUUUUAUCAAGCCUCCAACUCUGUUACUCUUUCAACUUCCAUUUCCAGUUCACGUAGAAUCAAUGAUCAUCAAACCUAAAGUUGGAUCUCAAAUUUCAUCUGGUAUAGCUGUUUUGGUGGCGGGAAUCGCCGCAAAAAACGAUCCUCACGUGAAUGGUGACAUAACCAACCAUAAAUCAACAGUGUCUUCUAAAAUGCAAAGAAUUAACAAUGGCCUCCCUUUGAUCUCAUACAAAAGAAAAAAUUGUCAGAAAAGUACAGCCGAAACUUGCCAGAAACAAUCACCCAAAGAAGUUGUCACCCAUCACCACAGUUAUGAAUUGAAUAUUACCCCUACAUCUGUGAAAGGUGAGCAUUCGCAGUUUUUUACACAAGUUGCUUGGCUUACUGACAGUGAAGGUAGAACAUUUCAUAUGGAAAACAAAUUGUUUCAAGAAAGGUUUCCUGUUCAAGGGAUACACUCAGUAGGAAGAUCAGAUAUUCAGCAAGGAGAAUUUCAGCGAUUAUCCUUCCUUAGAAAGGUUACUCAUGUAGCAUUGAAGAUUGCACGAUUAAGUGGCUCAAGUGUACCAGCUAUUGGCAAAGUUGAAAUUUGGGGACAACCAUCUGCUUGUUGCCAGCCAGGAGUUUUAGAAUAUGCCUUACAAGUCCAGGAAAAAAUUCAAGCAGGCAUACAUAGUAAGGCUGCUACCACAGAGGAUGAACACAUAAUGAAGCCAGAUUCUAAACAUUGUAGAUCAAUGAUUGCUACAAAUUGUAAUAGUAACCCCAUUCCAGAUGACUUCAUUGACCCGAUUACAUGUGAAAUCAUGACAGUGCCUUUGUUACUCCCAUCUGGUCACAAUAUAGACUCAGUUACACUUGAAAAGCACAUUACGGCAGAGAGAACCUGGGGACGAUUACCAUCUGACCCAUUUACUGGAAAAUUAUUCUCAGAAUUUUCCAAGCCACUACCAAAUAGUCUACUUAAAGUAAGGAUUGACAAGUUCCUUCUGUCAUCAGGACUAAAUAAUUCUGUUCAUGGGAGAACAGUUGGAAGUGAGACUGUGUCACUUCAAGAAAAUAAUCAAACUAAAAGUAAAUUACUGAAAGCAAAUAGGGGACCUUCAGAAGACAGUCAUGCAAAAGCCCCUUCUGGUAGCAGUGAAGUCAGAGGUUCUCAUCUUGAAUUACCUUUAUUUGGUGCAAGAUAUCAGCAAAAGGUUCCAAAUAACUGUGAGCACAAGUCUGAACAAAAAGAAGUGGAACUUGGACAUGAGGAGGCAGUUACUAGAAGUCUUGAUUCAGCUGUUAAUCUGACACUCCAAGGACUUCACAAGUUUACAAGAAAUAGACCAGUCAAUCACGAAACACAAACAGUAACACGACCUGUUACUGAAGAAACAGGCAAAGGUUUGGGAGAAAGACUUAAGAGGCCAGCACCAAGACCUUCAGAAACUUCGAAAAACUUCAUCAAGAAGAAACCCACUGUUUCAUGUGUGUCAUGUGAUCAGGAUUUGUCAUCACAAUCCAUAUUUCACCUGCCAUGCCAGCACAUUAUGUGUCGAUCAUGUCUCCUGAAAGAAACAGAGCAAAGUGACAAUAACAGCACAUGCAAGCUGUGUAAAACAACAUAUAGGCGAACGAAUGUUGUUCGAGUUCAUAAUGUCUGACAAUCCUUUUCCCUAAAAGGAUUAUAAUACAAUGGUUGCUGCAUUAUGUGAUCGGA